Spea bombifrons (plains spadefoot toad) is the source of this 1536-nucleotide messenger RNA. RefSeq names its product coiled-coil domain containing 85B (gene CCDC85B). Gene Ontology annotation, biological process: negative regulation of DNA-templated transcription. The transcript has 2 exons. The record is from RefSeq and is a predicted model, not a curated record. The coding region runs from base 685 to 1290 and encodes 201 amino acids. NCBI's taxonomy places the organism in Eukaryota, Metazoa, Chordata, Amphibia, Anura, Pelobatidae. Gene Ontology annotation, cellular component: nucleus.
UUUAUUUUAUGUAUCGGUUUCCUACAUCUCUCUCGUUGUGCCUGUUUUCAGUGCAUAAUCAUAUAGCUCUGUCGUUGGUCCUCCUCUGUUCACAUUAUGAUCUUUCCUGAUACAUUGAUUUAUCAUAUUAAAAACCAUUUGUAUUUUUACCAUUAUUGGAGUGUCUAGCUCUUGUUUUGAUGCGGUAUUUACGUCUACUCCGUAAUUAUAUGCCACCUUUUUGUGUUGUUUUAUUGUUUUAUUCCCAUAACUCUUGUUUACAUUCUUGCGUGCCUCAUACAUUUACGAUGAUAAAGUCCAGUGUCCUCAUUCACCCCACAGGUGUAUCAUAUCCAGAUAUGUGAAUUUCCCUCUCCUCGGCACCUUCUGGCACAUGCCCGGUGGAGACCCCAAGCAGAGGAUCUUUUUGUCUAUUUGGAUGGUACAUAAACUAACGGAAGCAUCAUCUCUGCUGUAUAAGCCCAUGAGAUCAAUACCUGGACCCUCACUGGAAUGUGUCCUGCAAAGGCCCAACGAUCUUGUUAGACUGUGUACCUGGGGCUUGGAGCCAAAAACCUAUAUGAAUUGCUUAUAAAACUUCAUAACUUGACAAAGCCUAGGCGGGAUUGGUGACAUCACCAAAAAAGUCCAAGUUUCAUUAAUCCCAGUUGAAGCUUUGUUACUAUCAAUCAAGUAAGCCAAAGGAUGAAUGAGGAAUGUGGUCUGCUAGGCUGGGACCUUUCCAAGAUGACAGAUGAGGAAAUGCUGUCUCAUAGUAAAGAAGAACUAGUUAGGAAGCUGAGAGAAGAGGAGGCAGAGAAGAUGGCUGCCCUUAUUCAGAGAGGCCGUCUCAUCAAAGAGGUCAACCGCCAACUCCAAGGUCAUCUAACAGAAAUACGUGAGCUAAAACAAGUCAACCAUCGUCUUCAAGAAGAGAACAGGGAGCUGAAAGAUCUCUGCUGCUUUUUGGAUGAUGAUAGGUUAAAGAGCAAGAAGCUGGCUAGUGAGUGGCAACUGUUUGGCUACCAUGCAGCUAAGGUAUUGAGGGAGGACCUUGGCGGGUACCUUAAGAAGCUUUCUGAGCUUGAGAGACGUCAAGAGGAGCUCAUGCGUGAAAACUCCUGCCUGUCUGAGGUUUUUCUUGCUCUGGAAGAAGAUGGUGCCCCCAUACGGCAUCAUGCCAGCCCUGUUGCUUCAUCAGAGCUAAGCCUUUUACCCUGUGGGCCACGAGACUUAGGAGAUGGGAGUUCUAGUACGGGCAGUGUGGGCAGCCCAGACCAGCUUCAUGUUGUUUGCUCUCCAGAUGACUGAAAAUGGAUGGGAUAGCCAAAAUAUUGAAUGUAUAUGACCACAGUUGGGGGGACGCUUGACUUUGGACUGGGAUACUAACAGGGGAAUUAAUUUGUGAGUGGGUAAGCGCAUUCUUUCUUCAUUGGGAAUUCAUUGUAUGCACACUUGAGAAAAGAUUGGUAACAGAUAUUGUUCACCCGCAUCUCCACAUACAGGAGAGAGAACUCCUUGUCCUAUUCACUCCUUUCUACACAUCUACACUCAAAA